UAUUGUGAUUUAUUUUAUGGGAAGCCUUCAAAAAGUUUCCAGUCACCUGUAUUUGCUCACAUUAUCAGUGUUCUUAUUUCUGCUCUCUAAUAACCUGCAUGUUCCAAUCCUGCCUUUUGGGAUGGAGAACUGGGAAUUACAGGACUUGAUUUGAACCUGUUAAUGAGCAGUGGCUUUUCUCCUGCUGAAAACUUGGUGUCAUAAACAUUACCUGUUAAUAACAGGGGUUUUUUCAGUGUGAAUACCCAAAUUUUUGAACAAAGGUGACAGCGGGGUCUCAGACCUUUGAGCAGGAGGUGUGAGACACCCAGUUCAUCUCAAACUGACUACAGAAAUUCUUCUUUCCAAAAUAAUCUAUUCAGCUGGGUUCUCCUCUCCCUCAAGUCUGAGUGAACUGAGAUUUUCUUUGUUCUGGGGCUCUUUUAAGGGGCCAUUUGAGCACCUUCCUUGAAAGAAGGUGCUGCAUCCACGUGCCCUAAUGGAAAGGGAUCCAAAUCUCUGAUUGGCAAAUCCUUCUCUCUCUUGCUCCACUCCUUUCUCUCUCCCAUCCCACAUUUUCCCUCCCCAGAGUUUAUUGGUUACCUGUUGAUUCAAACUCCAGCCUGGAAGCUGCCAAAGCAGGUUGCUGCUGCUGACUGGCUUCUUGGCUUGCUGCAGCCCUCAGGCAGAGAUGGAUAAUCUGCCCGGUUCCUGUCUAUAAUAUGGAGAAAAAGGGGGGGGGAAAGAAAAUAAAAACAAUAGAAGACCUGGAAAUAUUUUUCAAAUCAAAAAGAAUUAAAGGCAGAGCUUUUUUGUUUAGAAAUUAAAUGAAUAAUAAUUGUUUUAAGUUAACCAGGCACAACUAUUUCAUACUGAGGAGCAAUGGAUGCCAUAUGUCUAAAAUAUGGCUUUUAUUUGGUAGGUUUGGGGGCUCUUUUCCACCGUGACAGAGAGUUCAGGCCUUGCAAAGUCAACCUUUAUUUUUACCAAAGAAUGUGAAAGAACCAUGCUGUAAUCAAACAAGGAACUCCCUCCCAUCUCCUAGUGUGAUUUAAUUAGGAAAGGUGUCAGGAAAGCCCCCCUUUCCCAGUUACCUGCUCACCUGCAUUUCACUGAAAUCAGAAGCAGCCUGGUCAGGGCCAGAUUUUUCCAGUGGCUCCACUUCAGCCUGUGCUCAGGAAGUGCCACUGCACCUGUCAGCUCCCACUCUGGGAAUAAUGUGGAGAUUUUUGAUUCCAAAAUGUCCUGUCAGCCCAGUGGCAGCACAGCACCUGUUGUCCCGGCCCACAUCUUGUCCUCUGAAUUUCAAGAGACCUUUGAGAAGCAACAAAAAGGCAGCUGCUUUCAGGGACCAGCUGAACCUUCUGAUCCAGCCUAAAGAGGCCAGUGGCCUUGUGUCUAAACAAGAAUUAUUUUAGGGAAGAUCCGCUCUCUUACGUUAAAUCAACUCUACCAGUCCCUGGCUGUAAACCAGUACAAGACACACCCUGUGUGCACUCCCUCAGCACAGAGGUGGAGGAAUAAGAUGCUUUGCCAGUGGUCUGAGUUCAGUCUUCCUUUUGGGUUUCUGAUUUCCCACUCUGGGCACACUCCCUGUGCCCAGGGAGCCGGUGCCCUGGAUGUCUCCCUGCAUGAUGCACAGUGGAUCACACAAGGAAGUGCUCUGUGGACACACAAGUUAGCUCGGGAGUGGGAGGCUCCAAAGGACCUCGAGAAGAGUUGUGUACCAACUUGAUGGGUUUUAUUUUUAGAUCUUGUCAAGUUUAUUUAGAGCUGUCUUGGUGUUAUAUUAUUGUGUUCCAGCUGUACCUCCAGAAAUAUUUACUUUAUUCAGUUCACUGUUGUUUCAGAAAGUUAGCCUGUUCACUAACAGCUACAUGAGGAAUUCUCUCCAGGCCCCUGAUGGACAUCCAGAAAGCCUGAUAUUUUCCACAUUAGCUCUGUUCCAUGGCACGUAGAGCCUCUGCCAUCCCCUCAGCUCCAUACAAGCUCACUGUCACUCAGUGACACUAAAUUCUGGCUUAGCAUUGCAGUUACCUCUUGUUUUCUGCUUCUUGUGCCUUCUGUUUGAAGUAGCACAAGUUUUUUGCCCAGAACUUUCCAGUAUCUUCCUAGUAAAGAUCUGUCUUGCAGUUUGAACUGCAAGAGUUCAAAGUCUGUCUGCACAAGGACGAGGAAGGGAAGAUACACUGAGAUUUGGUUUUGACUUUAUGUGUGACCCAGAAGUGGUACAGAUUCCAGGAAGGGGUUCUCAUUGACUUCACUCUGACAUCAAGCUUUAAUAAAAGUUUGGGGGUAAAUACAGUGGGGAAAUCAGUGGCCUUCUCACAGCAGAAGUCUCACUUGCUCUUUGGCUGUAAAAAAAACUACUCCCUUGAAGGAAUGGCUUAGCAAGGAGAUUAGGGCUAUGCCUUGGUAUCAGAAUCCAAUUCCAGGAUGAGAUUUCAGUGUGUUAAGCAAAUAACUUGCUCAGAGAGAAAACCUGGAGCCUCCAGAAUACAGACUGGCUUAUAUCCAUCUGGGAUAAUACACAGUAACUGAUCUCUGGCUUGUAGGUACUGUGGUACUGGCUGUUCUAGAGAAAUCUGAGAGGGUUUAUUACAAUCAGAAGAAUGUGGAGACCCAGCCCCGAGGAACUUUCACUCUAAAUACACUUUGUACAAGAGGGUGAAUCCAGAACAAAACACGGGAACAGCAUCUCUGAACCCAAGUUGUUACAUGACAGCUGACAGGAUCCAAUGCCAAGUGUCCUGCUGGGAUGUCCAGAUUAGCAUUUAAAUGCUUAAAAUUGGGUACUGAUGUGAACUUUCCAAAGUCUAAAUGCAGAGAUGAGGAAAUCUGUUGAUGAUACCUCUGUAGGGGAUUACUUUUUUGUCGGUCCAAGGCAAGGUUAAGAAAAAUAAUCCCCCUUGUUUUCCAGCCUCUGCUAAUUUUCUUCACGGUGCAAUGAUCUGUUUCCUUUCAUCCUGUGGCUCUAGGAAAACUGUUCAGAAAGGAAGAUUCAUGGAUUUCACAAGCACAGUCAUCAUCCCGCUGCUUUUUGGCAGCCUGGGGAUCUUCGGCCUUUUCCGGUUCCUGCAGUGGAUGCGGAUGCGAGCGUACCUGCAGGAGGCAGUGGUGGUGAUCACAGGGGCCACCUCUGGCCUGGGAAAAGAAUGUGCCAAAGCUUUCCAUGCAGCUGGCUCCAAGGUGGUGCUCUGUGGCAGAGACAGUGAGAAGCUCAAGGAGCUGGUGCAGCAGCUUUCUGCUGUGAAGAAUCACCGGAAGAAGACACACAAACCCCACACUGUGGUGUUUGACCUCUCGGACACCAAAGCUGUGCUAAACGGUGCUGAGGAGAUCCUGAAGCACGUGGGUCACGUGGACAUACUGAUCAACAACGCAGGCAUCAGCUUCCGAGGCACAAUCGUGGACACGGGGCUGGAUGUGGAUAAGAAAGUGAUGGAAACAAAUUAUUUUGGACCUGUAGCCCUCACCAAAGCACUUCUCCCCUCCAUGAUCAAGAGGAGACAAGGCCACAUUGUGGCCAUCAGCAGCGUUCAAGGCAAAAUAAGCAUUCCUUUCAGAUCCGCAUAUGCUGCCUCUAAGCACGCUACCCAGGCCUUCUUUGACUGCCUGCGAGCAGAGGUGGAGCAGUAUGACAUUGAUGUGACAGUUGUGAGCCCUGGAUACAUCCAGACAAACCUCUCUCUCAACGCUAUCACAGCAGAUGGAUCUCGCUAUGGAGUUAUGGACAAGACCACGGCCCAGGGACAGACGGCGGCCGAGGUGGCUCAGGUGGUUCUCAAUGCCGUGGGACAGAGGAAGAAGGAAGUGCUCGUGGCUGGCCUGACUCCCUUCCUGGCUGUCUACCUGAGGAACCUCUGCCCCAGGGUCUUCUUCACCUUAAUGGCAUCUAGAGCAAAAAAGGAGAGAAAAGCAAAGGACUCUUAGAGCUCAGAUUGCCUGAGCAGUACCUGCAGGGACAGGCUGAGCCCCUGCAGUCGGCUGGGACAUCAUUGGAGGUGCUCCUGCAGGAAAAACCUUUCUCAAAAUAAUGAAGUUUACUAUUGCAUGGAGAGUGGGAAGUGGUUUCCCCCACAUUGGUGGAAGAAAGCACCUAAACCUCACCUGGAGAAGGAAGGGUGCUCGGACAAUGGGGGAGAGCUGAGGCUGCAGGGGAGGGUGACUCAAGGGAACACACUGCAGCCAGGGAGGCCCCUGUGCUGGAACACAGCACCUCACCUCACUCCAGGCAUGCUCAGAUCUACUGGGCUGCUACAAAUAAAACCCACCUGUUUUGCCUUCACACAAGCAGAUCUCGGCUUUCCCCACGCCAUGGCCCCUGUGAAAUACAGUCCUUGGCUCUCGUGAUCAGUGUCUCCUUCCCACUCCUUCCAAUCCGAUCCAGAACAUGCUGCUUGAAGUGGGAAACUGCACAGAGCUUCUGCUUGUUAACAUGCCAGGUCAUCUGAUAUGUUAAGUUCAAGUCCAGUGCCAUUUUUAAAGAAGUAACUGAUGUACAAUUGAAGUAUAUUUGGCCAUCAUUUUACCUGUCUGAACUGUGUCUUACUGAUGUACGGGGACAUUUAACUCUGCACUGGCAGCACAGUAUGAACCCCAAGCACCAGAGAAUGCAGGAAAGCACUGAACAGAUACAACAGCACAGCAAGUCACAGCAAGGUGACAGCAGCACACCUGGCCCAGCUGCAGGCCUGGAGCACAGAGCAGGUGUGAUCCCGUGGAUGCCAGGCCCUGUCUCCUGGAUGCAGAGGAGAACCUGUGUGUGCAGGAUGCACAGUCUAGCAGACAGACCCUUAGUUCUCAUUGCUUCAAAGCAAUCACAGAUGCUAAUUAGGAUCACAUCCAGUGGGGAAUGAUACCUGCCUGUUCACUCAUCACAGGCUUCAGGGAGUGCCAUAUUCCAUUCUUCGCCUGUUCUCAUGUGAGAGAUACCAGCUCUAGGAAAAAGGAAUUGCUGCACAGAGAGUUCAGUAAGGACAGAAAUAAUCUUUUUAAACUUGUAAUUAAAAUAAAACUGACUAAUAGGAAAACAAAGGUCCAGACCCCUGUUGCCACCUCCAUGCACUUGCCAGCAUUUUCCAUGUCCUGCCUCGUAAGUCCUGACUGUGAGUGCUCAUCUGAUGACAAAUAAAUUACAUUGCUAUGAAAUGAA
This is a messenger RNA of Pipra filicauda (Wire-tailed manakin), 5134 nucleotides long. It is a transcript of the gene DHRS7B, whose product is annotated as dehydrogenase/reductase 7B. The transcript has 6 exons. The coding region runs from base 2926 to 3912 and encodes 328 amino acids. Gene Ontology annotation, molecular function: oxidoreductase activity. Lineage: Eukaryota; Metazoa; Chordata; Aves; Passeriformes; Pipridae. Gene Ontology annotation, cellular component: membrane. The record is from RefSeq and is a predicted model, not a curated record.